Messenger RNA from Candida dubliniensis CD36, 3297 nucleotides. It is a transcript of the gene ZCF16, whose product is annotated as Zcf16p. The transcript has a single exon. Lineage: Eukaryota; Fungi; Ascomycota; Pichiomycetes; Serinales; Debaryomycetaceae. Gene Ontology annotation, biological process: positive regulation of transcription by RNA polymerase II. The coding region runs from base 1 to 3297 and encodes 1098 amino acids. The record is from RefSeq and is a predicted model, not a curated record. Gene Ontology annotation, molecular function: DNA-binding transcription factor activity, RNA polymerase II-specific; sequence-specific DNA binding; zinc ion binding.
AUGUCAAAGAAGAAUAGAAAAGCUGAUGAGAAAACUGUUUCCUCCAAUUUCAAACUAAUAAGCACAUCUACAGGAGUUCGUGUUUCACAAGCUUGUGAUAGAUGUCGAAUAAAAAAAAUCAAAUGUGACGGUCAAUCACCUUGUCGUAACUGUCAAAAAGUUAGUGUUGAAUGCAAAACCAGUGACCGAUUAUCGAGAAAGUCGUUCCCCAAGGGGUUCACCCUGUUUUUAGAAGCAAAAGUCAAAGAGUUGGAAGAUGAAAACCGGGAAUUGCGUGAAAAAUUAGGUGACAACAGCAGUGCUUCCAACCACAAUGCUCUUUCGUUUGAGGCAGUAGAAAAUAAACAUCUGAUUAGUACUGCUGACACCAGUAAUAUAACAACAGUAAACACCACUCCAACACCAUCUACAAUUCCCACCACGACAACUACUAGUAAUGAUAAAGUUUUAUUCCAAACAAACAACCAAUCAGUCCCAAUUAAUAAUCCCAUUGAUCAAAUUUUCAAUUUGGACGAUAAAGGUAUAAUUAUAGGCAAUGACAAUUUAAAUUUUGAAUCACAAUUCAAUCAUUUAUUAAUCAAUUUGAAUUUACCAUUCUUGAAAAUAACAAACAGUCACAACUAUUUGCUAGAUGACCCUGAUAGUUAUUUGUAUCAUCCUUCUUACACAAAAAGUAAUAAGUUUCAUAAUCGAGACUUGGAUUUAAUAUAUAAUCCAUUAACUGGAACAAACACUGAAACAGGUUUACGAAACGAAUUACCAACUGAUGUUUAUGAUUUGUUCAUUAAAUUGAUCAACAAUUUCAAGAAAAUAUUCAAAUCCAAAAGAGAAAUGGAUAAUCAAAUUGUAUUGUUCUUUUUGCACUAUAACAUUUUUAUUCCAAUUUUUGAUUAUAAUGAAUUUAUGGAAUCUUAUAAUGCCUUCCAUACCAUGUAUCCGUUUAUUUUUACCUACGACGAUUCCUCGAUCAACGGUUUUAAUUUAUCCAAUUCAAAUGAUUAUCAAAUUGUCAAUAAUUAUUUGAUGACCAUUAUUCAAAUCUAUGCCAUGAUCCUGAUCAACAAUCCAACUCUAAAUUUAAACUUGCUAUUAAAUCAUACAGACCCUCAUUAUUCAAUCAACCGAGACAAAUCAAUAAUCAAGUCACUUUAUGAUUUCUUACCUUAUUUUAAUGGAUUCCACAUUUCAAUUGGUCAAUUACAAACAUAUUUGUUAUUUUUGUAUUACUCAUUGUUAACUAAUAACAAGGAAAAAUCUUUGAUUCUUUCUUCUUUGGUUAAUGCUUUCAUUGGCAUUUUGGGAAUCAAUCUUAAUUCUAAGAAUUUAUUUUUCAAUGAUCUUGCAUUGAAACAGCAACAACGAAGAAAUAGAGUCAAAAUAUUUUGGGUUUUCAAGAUCUUAUUGAAAUGCUUCAAUUUGAAAUUUGGCUUCAAACCAAGUUUAAAUACGACCGUUAUUAAUCCUGUGACCAUUGAUCGGUAUUUCCAAUUAACACCAGAAAAAUUGUCUUCUUUAUUAGAUGACAAUGAUGAUUUAUUCAAUACUCUAUUAAAACCAAGUAUUGAAUUUCUUAAUUUGAUGAAUAUAAUCAUUCCGUCAUCGUUUUCACCAAAUUAUUACCAAUAUCUCAAACAAGAUAGGAAGAAGAAAGAUAAAGACAAAGACAAGGAUAAAGACAAAGACAAAGACAAAGACAAAGACAGAGACUAUCAUCAUCCCCAUCACCACCACCAACAUCACACUACUCCUCAUAGGUUAGAUUUAAUAUUAAAUGAAGAUGACGGUGAAGGUAAUGACGGUAAUUUAAAUUAUAAUUAUCACCAAUUUCUAAUCAUUGAUAAAAAUCUAUCAGCUUGGCGACAAUCAUUACAGAAUAAAAAGACUCAAUUGACACUGUUGAUGGAAUUGGGUUUACCAAACCUAAUAAACAUUGUCGAGAAUGACCUUUACUUUGAUAUGAAUUGUGAUGCAUUGUCACGAGAAGGAUUGAUUAAUUAUUAUCUGACUGGGCUACCUGAUAUCCAUACAGCAUCGCAUCUUAUUAAGUUGCAAUUGAAUUUCCAUUAUAUAUUGAUUAGGUCAACUAAUUACUUGAAUUUUAUUGUUGAUCGAGAAUUAACAUUUGAAUAUUAUAAAGAAAUUUCUUUAUUAUCAAUGGAAGUGUUGCAAUUUUUCUUGCUAAUUUUUGAGCAUGUAAGUAAAGCGGAAGAAAAAAUUAACGAGCCAAAAGUCUCAUCCAAUUCUAUCGUCAUGGAAAGUUUAGGUUUAGAUGUUGAUGAAGAUGGAUUUGUUAUUAAUGACUUUUCAGUGAAACGAAGGAAAGUUGAUUCUCACAACAAGGCUACUAAUCCUUUGAAGAAAUUGGUCAAAGAGAUCCCUAUAUCACCAUUUAAUACUAUGUUAAAUGGAUUAUCAUUGUGCAUCAUAAAUUUGAAGAAAUCCAUAAUAUUGCAAAUGUUGUAUUUGUUAAUUUGUCAAAUGAAGUUUAUUAAGCGGCCACAGGGAUGGGAAAAAAUGGAUGAGACGUUUGAUUUAUUGAAUAGGACGGUUGAUUUGUUCAUUAGACUUUUUAUAAAUUAUAAGCCAGGAGCAUCAAAGAAAAUUCAUGAAGACAAGUUGUUUAAGAAGUUGGUCAAUGAUGAGUUGAAAGACGACAUUUUACGUCAUCAUCAAUAUGGAUCUGAUGAUGAUGAAGAAGAAGAAGACGAAGAUGAUUAUAAUGGUGCUAGGAAGCGACUGCCAGCAUAUUACAAAUCGAUCGAUUGGGAUGACGAAGAUUUGGAUGAAGAUCUCAAAUAUCUAAAAAUUUUGAAAUUUGUAAAGUAUAAAUCUAAUGACAGUUUACAAAAACUACACAAAAAGCAAAAACUCGACAACUAUACUAAUAGUAAUAGCAAUGGUAAUGGUAAUGGUAACGGGAUUCCUCAACCAACUUCUGUUACCCAUCAUCAUCACCUUCAUCUUCAUUCCCAGCCUCAAACUGAAAAUGCAACUGCAACUGAAACUGAAAUUGCGGCACCACAACUACCAAUUCAACAUCCUUCAUCUGUGUCUCCACCGCCUCCAACAUCACUACUGAUACCACCAGCUAUAAUGACAGAUGCAGUAAAUUUGUCAAAUGACUCCAAAAGUAAUUUACCAUUACCGCAAUAUUAUAACCCAUAUCAACCAAUACCACCAAUUUUUGGCAAUGAGGAUAAAGAUCGUGGUGCAGCGCAUGAUUUGAUGAAUCUCAGACGUGGAUCUUCACAAGGUAAAUUGUAUCCACCACCUUCGUCUCAAAGUCCUCAAUACUGA